Cynara cardunculus var. scolymus (artichoke) is the source of this 1162-nucleotide messenger RNA. Its product is annotated as histone H1-like. Gene Ontology annotation, molecular function: double-stranded DNA binding; nucleosomal DNA binding; structural constituent of chromatin. The record is from RefSeq and is a predicted model, not a curated record. Gene Ontology annotation, biological process: nucleosome assembly; chromosome condensation; negative regulation of DNA recombination. The coding region runs from base 112 to 960 and encodes 282 amino acids. Lineage: Eukaryota; Viridiplantae; Streptophyta; Magnoliopsida; Asterales; Asteraceae. Gene Ontology annotation, cellular component: nucleus; nucleosome. The transcript is spliced from 2 exons.
UCAGACGCUAAAUCCAAUCACUGUAAUCGAUCUCGAUUUCUUUAGCAUACCUAGAUCUAAAUUUGUUCUUUAGAUUCAAGAGGCUUGAUUUGAAACCCUAACCCUAGAGAGAUGGCGACGGAAGAACCAAUUGUGGCGACGGAGCCUGCAGCUCCGGUGAUCGAGACAGCUGAGACUCUGACACAGGAGGAAAAACCUGAGAUCCAGGAAGCUGAAGGAAAACCGAAGAAAGCUAAGAAGACAUCAGCGAAGGGGAAGCCUAGAAAUCCUUCUUUGCACCCACCUUACUUUGAGAUGAUCAAGGAAGCCAUUGUUACGUUGAAGGAGAGGACUGGUUCUAGCCAGUAUGCAAUCACGAAGUUUAUUGAAGAGAAGCAGAAGAAUCUUCCGGCAAAUUUUAAGAAGGUGUUGUUGACUCAAUUGAAGAAAUUCGUCGCUGCUGGUAAACUGGUUAAGGUGAAGGCAUCUUACAAGCUACCGGCAUCUAAAGCUCCGGCAGCAGCUGCUCCCGCAAAGAAGAAGUCUGCUGCUAAGCCGAAGCCCGCCGCCAAGCCUAAGUCUGUCGCGAAAAAAGCGCCUGCUAAGAAAAGCACCGCUGCCAAGCCAAAGCCAGCUCCGAAGGCGAAAGCCGCAGCGAAGCCGAAGUCAGCUGCAAAGCCUAAGCCGGCUGCGAAAGCCAAACCUUCUGCUAAACCGAAGGCAUCGGCUCCAAAAGCCGUAGUAAAGCCAGCUGCAAAGCCUAAAGCUGCUGCUGCCAAGGCUAAACCGAAGCCUAAGACUCCAACGAAACCGGCUAAAGUAGCAAGGACGGGCACAAGAUCUACACCGGGUAGAAAACCGCCCGCGGCUCGAAAACCUGUGCCGAAGAAGACACCGGUGAAGAAGGCAGCCGUGAAAAGCUUGAAACCAAAGGGAGCGAUAUCAAAGAAAACCGCUGCAACUAAGAAGGGGAAGAAGUGAGAGGAGAGGAAGAUAAUAGUACAUUGGUCUGUUUUUAGGGGUACUUUGUGUAAAAUGUUAUCCUUGGUGCAUCUUAGAUUUCUGCAUGCCCAGUAAUAGUUUAUAGAGUUGCUUAGCUAAUCAAUCAAUCGAUCUUUUACUUUAUAGUCCUCCAUAAUCCCCUUUUCUGAUGCAAAUAUAACAAUGUCUUUGAUCUUGCGUC